AUGGCGACUUUGGAAGAAUUGGAUGCUCAACAGUUACCGGGUGACGAUGAAGUUGAUCAAGAAAUCUUGAAUCUGCCCACUCAUGAAUUGCAGACCAGAACGAAGCUGCUCGAUAAUGAGAUACGUAUCUUCAGGUCUGAGUUACAGAGGUUGUCGCACGAAAACAAUGUCAUGCUGGAGAAGAUAAAGGAUAACAAGGAAAAGAUCAAGAACAACAGGCAGCUGCCCUAUUUGGUGGCUAACAUUGUGGAAAUUAUGGAUAUGGAUGCAUUGGGAGACAAGGAAAACAGCGAGGCGGUCACUCAGAGUGGGAACUUGAACUUAGAUAACACCGCAGAGGGUAAAGCCGCCGUGGUGAAGACUUCCUCCAGGCAAACGGUUUUCUUACCUAUGGUGGGACUUGUGGACCCAGAUACUUUGAAGCCAAACGAUUUGGUGGGCGUUAACAAGGACUCAUAUCUGAUUUUGGAGACUUUGCCUUCGGAGUUUGAUUCUCGCGUUAAAGCCAUGGAGGUUGACGAGAAACCGACGGAAACGUACUCCGAUGUCGGUGGUUUAGAUAAACAAAUAGAGGAACUGGUUGAAGCUAUUGUGCUGCCCAUGAAACGUGCUGAUAAGUUUAAGGAUAUGGGGAUCAAGGCUCCCAAGGGGGCUUUGAUGUACGGACCUCCGGGCACCGGUAAAACUCUACUGGCUCGUGCUUGCGCGGCUCAGACGAAUGCUACUUUCUUGAAAUUAGCCGCUCCUCAACUUGUCCAAAUGUUUAUCGGUGAAGGUGCCAAGCUAGUCAGAGACGCAUUCGCGUUAGCUAAAGAGAAGGCUCCAGCGAUUAUUUUUAUCGAUGAGUUAGAUGCUAUUGGUACCAAGAGAUUCGACUCAGAGAAGUCGGGUGAUAGAGAAGUGCAAAGAACUAUGUUGGAACUCUUAAAUCAACUGGAUGGUUUUGGAUCUGAUGACCGCGUCAAAGUCUUGGCAGCUACCAACAGAGUUGAUGUGCUGGAUCCAGCUUUGCUGAGAUCUGGUAGAUUAGACAGAAAGAUUGAAUUCCCUCUGCCUACCGAAGACGCCAGAGCCCAAAUUUUGCAAAUUCAUUCGAGAAAAAUGACGACGGACGAUGACAUAAAUUGGCAGGAGUUGGCUAGAUCAACAGAUGAGUUUAAUGGUGCACAGUUAAAAGCAGUAUCGGUGGAAGCAGGUAUGAUUGCCUUGAGAAAUGGGCAAUCCUCCGUCAAGCAUGAAGAUUUUGUUGACGCCAUAGGUGAAGUGCAGGCAAGAAAAUCAAAGUCUGUAUCAUUCUAUGCAUAA
Molecule: messenger RNA, 1305 nt
Organism: Torulaspora globosa
Lineage: Eukaryota; Fungi; Ascomycota; Saccharomycetes; Saccharomycetales; Saccharomycetaceae
Gene: RPT5
Product: proteasome regulatory particle base subunit RPT5
Exons: 1
Coding region: 1-1305 (434 amino acids)
Biological process (GO): proteasome-mediated ubiquitin-dependent protein catabolic process
Cellular component (GO): proteasome regulatory particle, base subcomplex
Molecular function (GO): ATP binding; proteasome-activating activity; ATP hydrolysis activity
Source: RefSeq, a predicted model, not a curated record